CUUCUCAACGGCCUGGAGCCCGGGGCAGCCUGGACCCCUCUGACCUGAACAGGCAGGUGGCUGACAGCCAAGCUUCCCUAGAAAGAGAAGGACUCCUGCCCAUCCUCGCCUUGAGGGACCGUCCAAAAAUGCCCACUAACCACAGCUCUGGGUCCUGGCUGCUUUCUCUUCUGGUGGCGGGUGCUUUGGGUGACGGGCUUUCUGGCUCAGUGUCCAAUCAGUGGGGCCUCGGGUGAAGGUGGUGCCCGUCGUGGCUACCACCAUGACAACAGCGGGCAACUGGGGCUGCUGGUGGCCAAUCUCACUGGGCACAGUGAUGGUUCUGUUUCUGAUGCCCUUACUCUGGUGGGCUCUGCUAGCAUCAAUGCCCCUGGGUCUUGGGGGUCUGAUUUGCUACCUGCUUCUGGGCAUCUCUCUCGCCCUGGCCACCAGGACGGGGUGCCCUCCUCCCUGCCAAGACUGGCUUCGGCCCAGGGGCACUGCGUGCCGCUGCCAGCCAAUCUACCCUUCUGCAGCCACCCCGGCACCGAGCGCUUCUGGCUGCCCAACUACGCCCACCAUGACAGUGCCAAGCAGGUGUGGGCGGCCCUGCAAGAGUGGGAGGGGCUGCUGCGCACACGGUGCCACCGCUUCCUUGAAGCCUUCUUCUGCUUGCUGCUCGUGCCCCAGUGUAGCACCUCCAAUCCCUUGUUGUCGCCGCCACCAUGCCGGGAGUUCUGUGAGGGCCUUCGAGACCUGUGCUGGAGCCAGCUGCACAAGGGCCGGCUGCCCGUGCCCUGCUCCUCACUCCCAGCCCAGGGGGGAUGCCCAGCAGGCCUGUGUGUUUAUAGACGUGACUGCAGAAAACUUCAGUGCCGAAGUGAGCCUCCCUCAGCUCAUUGGGCAGCCUCCCCCCAAGCACAUCUCCCAGAUUGAUGACCCUGACAUCGGCCUCGCCUACGUCUUUGGGCCCAAUGCCAACAGUGGCCAGGUGGCGCGGUACCACGUGCCCAACCCCUUCUACCGAGACUUCUCCCUGCUCUUUCACAUCAAGCCCACCAGUGAGCGGGCCGGGGUGCUGCUGGCACUCACCGACGCAGCCCAGGCGGUCAUCGCUAUGGGCGUGAAGAUCUCAGAACCCUACAGUGGCAAACAAGACGUGCUCUUCUUCUACACGGAGCCGGGUGUCGGGGAGACACGCACGGCGGCCAGCUUCAGCCUGCCGUCCUUUGUGAACCAGUGGACGCGCUUUGCCAUCAGUGUGGAUGGCGACGAGGUUGCCCUGUACGUGAACUGUAAGGAGAUCCAGAGGCUCCCUCUGGACCGGUCUUUGCAGGAGCUGGAGCUGGAGCCUGGUGCCGGCCUCUUUGUGGCCCAGGCGGGAGGAGCCGACCCCGACAAGUUCCAGGGGGUGAUCUCCGAGUUAAAGAUGCGAGGGGACCCUCGGGUGACUCUGCUGCAGUGUCUUGAUGAUGACGAUGAUGACAGUGACGGCGCGUCUGGAGACUUUGGAAGUGGAGCGGACGAGCAGGGAGGACCCUCAGGGUCAGACAUGGGGCCUCCCCUGUCACCCAGCCUCCCCAUGCCUCCUCCAGUCACGUUGCUGCCCCUGGACACGACCACCAUGAGUUUGCAGCCGGGCCUUGUCAAGGUGGAGGGCGCCCACGUAUCUUCCUCAGGAGCUCGGCUUGAUUCCCGUGGAGAGGAGGGGGCUAGAGGCCCCACAAGGCCUGAAGGGACACUGGACCAGGCCAGAAGAAUAACAGAGGAAGGUACCAGAUACAUGUCUCCAGGCUUGAAGGGACAGAAAGGUGAACCUGGGGUCCAGGGCCCACCUGGACCUGUUGGUCCCCAGGGACCCGCCGGCCCUGCUAUCCCGAGUCCAGAUGGUUCCACGGUGCAGCAGGUGCCUGGGCCACAAGGACCCCCAGGGCCUACUGGACCCCCUGGGAAGAAUGGAGAGCCUGGUGAUCCUGGUGAGGAUGGAAAACCUGGUGAGAUGGGGCCUCAGGGUUUCCCAGGAACUCCAGGAGAUGUGGGGCCCAAGGGCGACAAGGGAGAUCCUGGCACUGGGCCGAGGGGCCCACCUGGCCCACCAGGGCCCCCAGGACCUCCUGGACCUGCUUUCAGACCUGACAAGUUGACUUUUAUCGACAUGGAAGGGUCUGGCUUUGGAGGGGACCCAGAGAGUCUACGGGGUCCGCGAGGUUUCCCAGGGCCCCCGGGGCCUCCAGGCGUGCCAGGCUUGCCAGGAGAGCCAGGGCGGUUUGGAAUGAACAGCACCGACGGCCCCGCCCCCCCAGGCCUUCCUGGGGUGCCAGGCAGAGAUGGCUCCCCCGGACUCCGAGGACCCCCGGGCCCCCCAGGCCUUCCAGGAAAGGAUGGACAGCCCGGGGAGCAAGGGCAGAAAGGAGAUCGGGGUGACAUGGGCUCCCCAGGACCACAGGGCAGCAAGGGUGACAUCGGCCCAGUUGGUGCUCCUGGUGAAACAGGCUUGGCUGGUCUCCCUGGACCCAUGGGCCCUCGGGGGCUGCCGGGCCCCCCUGGCCCUCCAGGGCCACCUGGCGCAGGCUGGGCAGCUGGAUUUGAUGACAUGGAAGGUUCUGGGCUGCCGUUCUGGACCGCUGUCCCUGGCACCCGCGGGGCCGAAGGACCACAGGGACUACCUGGAUUUCCUGGGCUCAAGGGAGAUCGUGGCUCGGUUGGACAACCUGGAGAAAAGGGUGAUCCUGGCUUUCCUGGGCCACCUGGGAGUGAAGGCAUGCCAGGGCCUCAGGGGCCAAAAGGAGAUCCAGGAAGCCAGGGGCAGAAGGGAGAACCAGGGAAGGAUGGUGUGGGGCAGCCUGGCCCUCCCGGGCCUCCCGGGCCUCCAGGAGAGAUGACCUACGUAUCCGAGGAAGGGAAAACAUUUGCAAGCGUGUCAGGGCGUGAGGGCAGACCCGGCUAUGCUGGAUUCCCGGGCCCAGCUGGUCCAAAGGGAGAUACUGGUGCUCAUGGACCACAGGGUUCCCCUGGCGCCAAGGGGGAGAAGGGCGAACCUGGAAGUGUCCUCACACUUUCCGAGAAAGGAGCCAAGGGGGACCAAGGCUACAGGGGGCCCCCGGGCCCAUAUGGACGCCCUGGGCACAAAGGCGAAAUUGGAAUUCCUGGAAGACCAGGCCGCCCGGGCAUGAACGGACUGAAGGGGGAGAAGGGUGAGCCUGCAGAUGCCAACAGAGCCGUGGGACCCAGGGGCCCUCCUGGACUCCCAGGGCCCCCAGGGCCCCCAGGGGCCCCAGGCCUCCUUGGGACUUCCUUCUAUGACAAUAAUGGAUUCCUCGAGCCUGGCCGCCCUGGGCCUCCAGGAUUGCCGGGUUACCAAGGUUCCCCUGGACCCAAGGGUGACAAGGGAGAAGCCGGACCUGCUGGGCCACCAGGCAUUUUGCCAUAUGAUUUUAGCACUUUGGUGGAGCACAUGAAGGGCGAAAAGGGGGAAGAAGGCGUGAAAGGGGAAAAGGGUGAACCUGGCAGUGGAGGAUUUUUCAGCUCUGGAGUCCCAGGCCUGCCCGGCCCCCCGGGCCCCCCGGGGUACCCCGGUGUUCCGGGUCCCAAGGGAGAGAGCAUCAGGGGUCAGCCUGGUCCCCCAGGACCUCAGGGGCCUCCAGGCAUAGGCUAUGAAGGACGGCAGGGCCCCCCUGGGCCUCCUGGCCCCCCAGGACCACCGUCAUUCCCAGGACCCCACAGGCAGACUAUCAGUGUCCCUGGCCCCCCAGGUCCCCCAGGCCCCCCCGGACCCCCAGGGACUUCAGGGACAUCAUCAGGGCAGCUGAGAAUCUGGACAAGCUACCAGGCCAUGCUCAACAAAGCCCACGAGGUGCCUGAGGGCUGGCUGGUCUAUGUGGCGGAGAGGGAAGAGCUGUACGUUCGCGUGCGCAGAGGCUUCAAGAAAGUCCUGCUGGAGGCCCAGACCGUGCUCUCUCGUGGGGCGGAUAAUGAGGUUGCUGUCCUGCAGCCACCCAUCGUAGAGUACUCACCAGGGAACUCGGCCCCGUCAGGCUCCCACAUUCAAGAUGGCAACCUCCCCUAUCCUCACCGGGGCUACCCACAUUCAACUGCCAAGCCCUGGCGAGCCGACGACAUCCAGGCCAACCACCCGCGAUUCUCCGAGCAUGGCGGUCACCACCCGCCAUACCACGGCGUCCAACAGCACCCUCACGACCGCAUCCCCAGCUACCACGGCUCCUACACCAACGUCCGGCCUGCACAGCCCACGGCCUCUCCGCUGCACGUGCACCAUGACUUCCAGCCCGCACUCCACCUCGUUGCUCUCAAUGGUCCCCAGACGGGCAGCAUGCGUGGCAUCCGUGGGGCUGACUUCCAGUGCUUUCAGCAGGCCCGGGAGGUGGGCUUGAUGGGCACCUUCCGGGCCUUCCUGUCCUCCAGGCUUCAAGACCUCUACAGCAUAGUCCGCAGGGCGGACCGCGGCAGUGUGCCCAUCUUCAAUCUCCAGGACGAGAUGCUCUUUGAUAGCUGGGAGGCCCUGUUCUCAGGCUCAGAAGGCCAGCUCAAGCCCGGUUCACGCAUCCUCUCCUUCGACGGCAAGGAUGUCCUGCGGCACUCUGCCUGGCCGCAGAAGAGCGUGUGGCAUGGAUCCGAUGCCAAGGGACGCCGGCUGACAGAGAGCUACUGUGAGACCUGGCGGACAGACGAAGGGGCCGCCACCGGCCAGGCGUCCUCCCUGUUCUCGGGCAAACUGCUCGAGCAGAAGGCUGUGAGCUGCCGAAACAGCUUCAUUGUCCUCUGCAUCGAGAACAGCUUCAUGACCUCCUCCUCCAAGAAGUAGGAGCCCGUCCCUGCCCACUGGGGGUGACUGACGGACAUGCGGGGGACAGGGACAGGUUCCAGGAAUGACUGGCAGUCCCGGCUCCCCAGGCCCAAGGGGCCAGAGGGGCCUGAGGGGCCAGCCCCGACUGGCUCUGGCCCAGCCAGCCCACGGCCAGCGCGGCCCCAACUUUCAUGUAAUCGCUGAAGAAAUAAAAAGAAGCCAAAGAGUGUAUUUUUAAAA
Phascolarctos cinereus (koala) is the source of this 5023-nucleotide messenger RNA. RefSeq names its product collagen alpha-1(XVIII) chain. The record is from RefSeq and is a predicted model, not a curated record. Gene Ontology annotation, cellular component: extracellular matrix. Gene Ontology annotation, molecular function: protein binding. NCBI's taxonomy places the organism in Eukaryota, Metazoa, Chordata, Mammalia, Diprotodontia, Phascolarctidae.